Phialemonium atrogriseum is the source of this 609-nucleotide messenger RNA. RefSeq lists its product as uncharacterized. The coding region runs from base 1 to 609 and encodes 202 amino acids. The transcript is spliced from 3 exons. The record is from RefSeq and is a predicted model, not a curated record. NCBI's taxonomy places the organism in Eukaryota, Fungi, Ascomycota, Sordariomycetes, Cephalothecales, Cephalothecaceae.
AUGGCGUCCAACCAAGCCAUGCCAAAGGUUACUCCCCUCCCCAACGGCCCCCGUCUCCCGACUGGAGGCGUCGGAGGCGGCAUGUCCACCUCCCAGACCAAAGAGGAGCUCCUCGCUGACCUCCGACGCCAGCUCGACGACUCGGUCUCCGACGUCGGCUCCUCCGUCGACUCCCGCGGCGGCCGUCGCCGCCGCAGACGCAACAACAAAGCUCUCGCCACCACCGGCGGGCUGAGCGCUCCGUAUACCUUGCCCCGGCUCGCGGACACCAAACCCGUGCGGCUGCAACUGGGCCUCAAUCUCGACGUCGAGCUUGAGCUGAAGGCUCGUCUGCAGGGAGAUGUCUCGCUGACUCUGCUAGUCGAGAAGAAGCAAACGCCCCGGCCGUCGACUGAGCUCAAGCCGGAUUCCAGCGGGGUUGUCGAGAAAGCCGAGUUGUUCUAUAUGCGUAUCGGGACGCUCAGGCUCCGGCAGCGAUGGAUUGAUCAGGAACUAAGCCAGUCCCUGACCGUGACGGUCGCUUUCGGGCUCUCUCUUGGGGGUUUUGUUGUUGGCUUUGUCACGUCGAGAUGGUUGGGCGCGGUUCCCUUGCCGUACUUGUCGUUUUGA